AUGCAAUCUCUCAUUUGGGCCUCUGCUAUACCAUUGUAUAUUACACAUUCUUCCUCUACAAUACCUUACUUGAUAAAUGUACCUCGAGUCUCUUACUUGGCGCUUCUUUUCCCACGAUUAACAUCUUUCUUUGGAGAAAAUGUCAGUAGUUUCUCCUAUGAAGGGAUUCUACUGAAGAAUCUCCCAGUUGGUUUACUUUGCGAUUUGUAUCAACCAGAACUACCAUGGAGGAUAGAACUAGGGGAUGGUCCAUUAUUUGAUAUCCAUGAUACCUUUAUCAAUAGCGUUAAAGAAGCCGAUUUCAUGCGCAAUGGAAAUGCAAAAGGAAUUAUGAGCAUGUCAAAAGAACAUUCGACACAAUUGUGGAACUCGGUGCAAGAUAAUGAUUUCUCCACCUACCACAAGAUCUCCACUAUCCUCCUCAAUCCUGCUACUGCCCUGAAGCACAUACCGUUACGUAUAUAUCUUCCCUCGUCCUCAACCCCAUCUUCAACCCCUCAUCCGGGUUCCUCGGGUUCAUCAAAAGCUCCUAGUACCGCUUCUCCACCUUCACCACUCUUCACCUUCAAAACAAUACAAACUCUCAUACAACCGCAAACCACCUCCCGAGAACCUCAAACAUUAGGAGGGGCUCUUAAUAGCGUCCUUCCGACAUUAUUCCCCAGUAAAAGAGAUGCUAUUUUGGCAGAGGUAAUCUUACACGGGGCAACAGUUCCUUUCAAAGCGGUAUUGGAGGAUUUAAUGAGGGAAGCAAGUUAUGCUGAUGGAUGGUUAAAUGUGUGUGUCGUUAUGCUUAAUUGA
Molecule: messenger RNA, 801 nt
Organism: Sclerotinia sclerotiorum 1980 UF-70
Lineage: Eukaryota; Fungi; Ascomycota; Leotiomycetes; Helotiales; Sclerotiniaceae
Exons: 3
Coding region: 1-801 (266 amino acids)
Biological process (GO): cellular response to nitrogen starvation; autophagosome assembly; C-terminal protein lipidation
Cellular component (GO): Atg12-Atg5-Atg16 complex; phagophore assembly site membrane; cytoplasm
Source: RefSeq, a predicted model, not a curated record